Molecule: messenger RNA, 1557 nt
Organism: Macrobrachium nipponense
Lineage: Eukaryota; Metazoa; Arthropoda; Malacostraca; Decapoda; Palaemonidae
Product: GTP-binding protein Di-Ras2-like
Exons: 5
Coding region: 356-1132 (258 amino acids)
Molecular function (GO): GTPase activity; GTP binding
Source: RefSeq, a predicted model, not a curated record
CCAGGCUCAGAGCGAUCAGUUGGUCUGAAGUAGUGGAGACGAGUGGACGUUGCCGCCCGCGCUCUCUCUCUCUGUCACGCCCGUUUGUUUGACGCGUUUUGACUAUCUAUCGCGAUCUAAUAUCGACGGACAAGACAUCAUCUUUGAGAAUUCCCUAGUAAUUCCAAGAUUAGGCGAAAGAAAAGUCUAAGAAAACCUCAAUGUGGCCUGACGAAGACGGCACCACCACCACCACCACUUGAGUCUCGGGUUCCUCUUCUCUCGCGGCAUCUUCACCAACUAUAUACGGUUCACGGUGGCGUCACCGGUGCACCUCUCGAAGUCGUACCUCACUCCAUCCAACCACGUCCCAGACAUGUCUGACAACGAGCACCGCAUCCGCCUCGUCCUCCUAGGCGGCGCCGGCGUCGGCAAGAGCUCCAUCAUCAACCGGUUCCUCUUCAACAAGUACACGGACAAGUACAAGAGCACGGUGGAGGACCUCUACAACAGAGACUACGACAACGGCUACAUCACGCUGAAGGUGGACAUCCUGGACACGGCGGGAGACUUCCAGUUCCCGGCCAUGAGGCGGCUGUCCAUCGCCAACGCCCAUGCCUUCCUCAUCGUGUACUCGGUGAGCGACAGCAAGUCCUUCCAGACGGUUCUCCAGUGCAUCGAGGAGAUCAAGGAGCAAAGGACGGACUACGAGGAAAUCCCCAUCGUCAUCGCCGGCAACAAGACCGACCUCGAGGUCGAGAGGAAGGUCUUCAAGGAGGACGUCACCGAAUGGAUUUACAGACAUUUGCAGAGAUUCAGAUGUCGAGUCAUCGAGUGCUCUGCCAAGGAAAACCUCAACAUCAAGGAGCUCUUCCGCACGUUCCUGCAGAUCGGCAAGGUCCCCCUCAGUGACGAGUCCAGUCUCAAGCGCCAGUCGUCCGCCUACACGAAGAGCAGGAACCAGAGGAAAAGUGCCUCGCCAGCCAGAGAAAGAGAGACCAUACCUGAGAGUCUCGGAGCCUCCGGAUGGACUCCGCCUUCAUCGGCCUUCUCCCGCAACAAGCCCAGAAGCCGCUCGCUCAUUCGUCGCUCUUCCAAGAAGGCCAAGCAGCAGGUGCGAGACGCCCAGCCUGACGAUUGCUCGCUGUCCUAACACCGAAACGUCGAGCCAACAUUUUAUUUUUUAAUAUUGAUUUUUUUUUUCAAAUCAUGGCGGCAACUCAAAAACGUCCACUGUCUUCUUGGGGCUCUGGUGACAGCCACAAUUAAUUUCGUGUGGUGGAUCUGGUGCUGCUUUUGAGGUUGAUGACGUCACGAAGGUGGGAGGAACCCCCUAUACUCCUCGCUGUGUUGGAGCGCGUGCGCACGUCGUGCGCAUGCGCAGGGUUUGUGCGUUCAUGUGGAUGGAAUUGGUCUCGCGUUUUACCUGGAAUGGGAAUUCUCAAUGGAAAGAGUGUUACUGUUGUUGUUGUUUAUGGGAUCAUUUUGAAGUGAAUGGCUUCUGUUGUUUGCCAAAUGGAAUGGUAGGAGAAAGAGUGAUAGUGUAUAUAUAUAUUUAUCAGCACAUCUAAUAUAUAU